Molecule: messenger RNA, 1572 nt
Organism: Lecanosticta acicola
Lineage: Eukaryota; Fungi; Ascomycota; Dothideomycetes; Mycosphaerellales; Mycosphaerellaceae
Source: the annotation of a GenBank genome assembly
AUGGCGCAAUCCAUCACCAGCUACCUCCAGCACUUCCUCAACGAUCCGUUCAAGUUCCUCUUCCAGCUCCUCCAGUCCAUUCUCAACUACUUCCUCGCGCCCGCUCCUCCGCCUCCCAAUGCGAAGCUCGGUCGUCCCAAGAUUGCCAUCAUUGGAGCCGGUCUGACGGGUGUCUCGUCAGCAUCGCACUGUGUUGGACAUGGCUUCGAUGUCACCAUCUUCGAAGCGGGAAGUCGCAAGAGUCUGGGAGGAAUAUGGGCGAAAGUCAACAACACAUCUGGUCUCCAGAUCCACUCCAUCAUGUAUCGCUUCCACCCAAGCGUGGAGUGGUCGUCUGGAUAUCCGGACCGCAAACAGAUCGUAGACGCUAUUACGAAGCUUUGGGAGAAGUACGGCCUGCAAGACAAGACCAAGUUUGAUACCAAAGUCGAGAAGAUCUACAAGGAUGAUCAAGGCAGAUGGAUAGUCAACAACGAGUCCAACGGUCGCUUCGAUGGUAUCAUCGCUGCUGUUGGAACUUGCGGUGAUCCAAAGUCGGCUCAAAUCAAAGGCCAAGAGAAAUACAAGGGCAAGAUUUACCAUUCAUCCGAGUUGGAUGGAAAGGACGCAAAAGGAAAGAAGGUCCUCGUCGUCGGUGGUGGUGCCUCAGCAAUCGAAGCAAUGGAGUUCACGACCCAACAGAACGCCGAAAAGACGUACAUCCUUUCUCGUAGUGAGAAGUGGAUCAUCCCUCGCAACCCCUUCAUCGACGUUCUUCUCUCCUUGAAUAUCUUCGGUGCUGAGACACCCUUCUCCUGGAUCCCGGAGAGGCUCCUCCGUCUUUUCUUCUAUCGCGAUCUCUCCGACAUCUCCCCUCCGCCUGGCAGCGGAAAUGGACUCUUCAUGGAGACACCCAUGGUCAACAACGAUGUGCUCGAGCAGAUUCGAAACGGAAAAGCAAGCUGGUGUCGAGGCGACAUCAAACACUUCACCGAGACCGGAAUUGUCUUCAACCAUCGCUCUCAGGGCGUCCCAAAAGGUGGCCCUGGUCGCGAAGAACACCUCGAAGGAGACAUCUGCAUCAUGGCCACUGGCUACGAACGCCCCAGUCUGCGUUUCCUUCCCCCAGAAUGCUUUGAGAAGAAUUACGAACCGCCGAACUGGUAUAUUCAAGUGUUUCCACCCAAACACAUGGAUAUCUGUGCCAACAACUGCACCUACGUGAACGCCAUUGGAACUGUAGGAAACUACCAUAUCGGUAUCUACACACGAUUCUUGCUCAUGUUCCUUGUCGAUCCAUUGGCACGCCCCACCGAAGGCCUAAUGAAGACAUGGAUCGACGUCACUCGUUGGGUCAAGUCUCGCGCUCCAACUGCAGCAUUUGACUUCUUCACAUACGCGGAGUUGAUGUACUGGUUCGUCUUCGUCAUCGCAAUCAAUCCAUUCCGUUGGAAGUGGGCCCUCUUCGUGCUCAGUGGAGUCGGAGGGGCCUUGCCGAGGAAAGUGGUGGAAGAAGAAGAAAAGAUUAGAGAGGCCUGGUGGGGAGACAAGAAGGCAGGUCAGAAACAGAUCAAUGGCGUCAAUGGAGAUUGA